This is a messenger RNA of Pelmatolapia mariae (spotted tilapia), 2466 nucleotides long. It is a transcript of the gene adora1b, whose product is annotated as adenosine A1 receptor b. Lineage: Eukaryota; Metazoa; Chordata; Actinopteri; Cichliformes; Cichlidae. Gene Ontology annotation, cellular component: plasma membrane; dendrite; synapse. Bases 692 to 1816 code for a protein of 374 amino acids. The record is from RefSeq and is a predicted model, not a curated record. Gene Ontology annotation, biological process: G protein-coupled adenosine receptor signaling pathway. Gene Ontology annotation, molecular function: G protein-coupled adenosine receptor activity. The transcript is spliced from 2 exons.
CGUGGAUAACGAAGCAGUCGCACGCACCGAAGGGAAAAAAGAUUAAUGAAACCAAGAAAGCAGCUCUCAAUGUCACAUGAAAGGCGAGAAAAACCGCACGGCUAUUUUCAGUAAGAGCAUUUCUGUUUUCACUGAAAGCGCCACGAGCGAGAGAGAAAGAAAGGCAGAGGUGAACGGAAAUUACGCCGCGUCGGAGCUGCAACGGUGCGAGCCUUUCUGUAGCAGGUAGUUUCUCAUUGGAUGUGUGUUAUUUUUUUUUUAACUGCUAGAUUAAAGUGACAAAAGCUGGGUGAUGAACACGAGGCGCCCUCUCGGAUAAAUCGCAAAGCAUGGCAAGGAUGCUCCUCUCAGAAGAAGCAGGUGUAUUCCGCCAAGUGAAGGCGCAGGACGCAGAACGGCAGCGACGCACAGCCGCCUCUGGACCGUAAUCACCUGCUCCAAAGGAAAACACCCCAUUCUAAGACACUGUGGCUCUUAACCUGCGUAUCAUCGUCAUAACAACUAGAUUUUCUCUCAACUUAAAUCUCGUUGGCUAACCAGAAGGAUGAGAGUGCCGUGACACAGUGGGACGCAUUUGGAAAAUUCUGUACUGACAGGAAGAAAAAGUCAAGGAUUGUUCUGUUGGCUUUUUUUUUUAAAUUUAUUUUUAUUUUAAAGCUCACUCUUAUUAAGGACAAAAUUAUCUGCAAGGAUGGCCGGGACACUCUUCUCAGUGGACUCAGUCUACAUAGGAAUGGAGGUGGUAAUUGCUGUGGCGUCUGUAAUCGGGAAUGUGAUGGUGGUCUGGGCGGUGAAGAUUAAUAAAUCGUUGCGAGAUACCACGUUUUGUUUUAUUGUCUCCCUGGCUCUGGCGGAUAUUGCAGUGGGAGCACUCGUCAUCCCUUUGGCCAUUACUAUCAACAUCGGACUCCAAACUCACUUUUACAGCUGCCUGCUUGUGGCGUGCACGGUGCUGGUGCUGACGCAAAGUUCGAUCCUGGCCCUCUUGGCUAUUGCAAUUGACCGCUAUCUCAGGGUCAAAAUCCCGACCAGGUAUAAGCGGGUGGUGACCCCUCGGCGAGCGGCACUGGCAGUCGUGAUAUGUUGGACGGUAGCGUUUAUUGUGGGACUCACACCCAUGUUAGGCUGGAACAACCUGAAGCGCUGCCAGGAGAACGGCUCCAUCAGCUCUGACCUCAUUACCACGUGCAAGUUUGAAAAUGUCAUCAGCAUGGACUACAUGGUCUAUUUUAACUUUUUCGGCUGGGUGCUCCCACCUCUGCUGCUCAUGCUGUUCAUCUAUGCAGAAAUCUUCUACAUGAUCCACAAGCAGCUUAACAAUAAGAAACUGAACACCAGUCACGCAGACCCCAACAGGUACUAUGACAAAGAGCUGAAUCUUGCUAAAUCCCUUGCUCUUGUCCUCUUUCUCUUUGCUGUGAGUUGGCUCCCCCUCCACAUCAUCAACUGCAUCACACUCUUUUGUCCUGAGCGUAACAAGCCCAAAGUCGUCCUCUACAUUGCCAUCCUGCUCACCCACGGCAACUCUGCGGUCAACCCAAUUGUCUACGCUUUCCGCAUUAAGAAGUUCCGCUUAGCCUUCCAGAAAAUCUGGCAGCAGUACUUCUGCUGCAAGGACACAUCGGCUCUGGAGACCCAGGCAAGUGACAGGAAAGAGAUGCCAACGUUAGACCUACAGCAGGCAACACCGCCUCUUUCUCCUCAGACAGAAAUCCCUAAACCUCAGCCUCUGUCUGAGCCGCAGCAAAACCAGAAGGCCGAAUCACCUCAAAAACAUAAAGGACAGUCAUCCUUACUGGGGCAGAAUGCAGCCUAAGCAAAGGAUAGAGCUGACGCCUGGAGAAGUAAUGAUCAAUGGGCAAAGCAUAUGCUCUCGCCUUGUCUAACGUGUAACAUGCAUUGUUACACAGGGCUACAAUGCUUAGCGGAAGGGAGCCAGUUAAAUCACUGGAUGAGCAAUUGUCUUCACUCAGGAGGAGUGUAUAUGCUAAAAGUUUGGUCAGAGAGAGGGAAAAAAAAGAUUGCCAUAAACUUGAAAUAAUGGAAGUCUUUUUCUGACAGUGACUGUUGGUUUAUCUUAGUAACAAACUGAGAACACUGAGCUUUAACUGUUUUAUUCAAUUUGGUGGAACAGUUGGUGGAAACAUUACAAGAUGUGCAAUAUAAGUUAUUGUGGUUGGUCAGUAUGAGAUAAUCAGAUAUUACAACUUUCUUAAACGUUUAUAUAUUCAAUGGAGGCGGCAACUCUUACUACUCCAUAACUGUGUGUAAGUUUAAAGUGACAGUGGCUAAAAAUAUAUGAAUGUAAUAAUGUAAAUAUGGGACUAAAAGCAGCACAGCUGUGAAUGAGCAUAUCUUCUUCAGGGCCUUCACUGGGCAACAAUGUGUAGUGUGUUAUCAUGGAAAGGUUUUUUGUAACCCCUUAACUCCUUUAUGCAGGAGCUCAACACCCCCCCCCCCCCCCCC